This is a messenger RNA of Dipodomys ordii (Ord's kangaroo rat), 1713 nucleotides long. RefSeq names its product protease, serine, 53 (gene Prss53). Gene Ontology annotation, molecular function: serine-type endopeptidase activity. Gene Ontology annotation, biological process: proteolysis. The transcript is spliced from 11 exons. Bases 1 to 1662 code for a protein of 553 amino acids. The record is from RefSeq and is a predicted model, not a curated record. NCBI's taxonomy places the organism in Eukaryota, Metazoa, Chordata, Mammalia, Rodentia, Heteromyidae.
AUGAAGCAGAGCUGGGGACCAGGGCUGCUGAUCCUGGGAGCUGUGGUCCUCAUAGAAGGUCUUCAAGCAGCCCAGCGUGUCUGUGGGCAGCGUGGUCCUGGGCCCCCUGAGCCUCAGGAAGGCAACACAGUGCCUGGCGAAUGGCCCUGGCAGGCCAGUGUGAGAAAGCAGGGAAUCCACAUCUGUAGCGGCUCCUUGGUGGCAGAAACCUGGGUCCUCACUGCUGCCCACUGCUUUGAAAAGGAGGCAGCGACAGAACUGAACUCCUGGUCUGUGGUCCUGGGCUCUCUGCAGCGCGAGGGGCUGAGCCCAGGGGCUGAGGAGAUAGGGGUGGCUGCCUUACAGUUACCCCAGGCUUAUAACCACUACAGCCAAGGCUCGGACCUGGCUCUGCUCCUGCUCGCCCAUCCUGUAGCCCGCAUACCCCUCUGCUUGCCCCAGCCUGCCCACCACUUCCCCUUUGGAGCAUCUUGCUGGGCUACUGGGUGGGAUCAAGACACCAGCAAUGCUCCCAGGAAACUACGGAAUCUGCGUCUGCGGCUCAUCAGCCGCCCCACAUGUAACUGUCUCUACAACCGGCUACACCAGCGGCUGCUGGCUAGCCCUGCUCGGCCAGGGAUGCUAUGUGGGGGUGCCCAACCUGGGGUGCUGGGACCCUGUCAGGGAGAUUCCGGGGGCCCUGUCCUGUGCCAGGAGCCCAAUGGACGCUGGGUUCAGGUUGGGAUCAUAAGCUUUGCAUCAAGAUGUGCCCAGGAGGACACUCCUGUGCUGCUGACGGACAUAGCUGCUCACAGCUCCUGGCUGCAGGCCCGAGCCCAGGGGGCAGCUUUCCUGACCCAGGCCCCGGAGACCCGGAUGACCAGCGAUGAGGACAGCUGUGUAGCCUGUGGAUCCUUAAAGACAGAAGGUCCCCAGGCAGGAGCUCCCUCCGUGUGGCCUUGGGAUGCCAGGCUGAAGCACCAGGGGCAGCUGGCCUGUGGCGGAGCCUUGGUGUCAGAGGAGGCGGUGCUGACAGCUGCCCACUGCUUCAUUGGGCGCCAGACCCUAGAGGAAUGGAGUGUAGGGCUGGGGACUGGAUCAGAGGAGUGGAGUCUGAAGCAACUCAUCCUGCAUGGGGCCUAUACUCACCCAGAAGGGGGCUAUGAUGUAGCCCUACUGCUGCUGGCUCAGCCCGUGACACUGGGUCCCACCCUGCGGCCCCUUUGCUUGCCCUACGCUGACCAUCACCUGCCUGACGGGGAACGUGGCUGGGUCCUGGGGCUGGCUCGCCAAGGAGCAGGCAUCGGUUACCCUCAGACAGUUCCUGUGACCGUCUUGGGGCCAAGGGCCUGUGGUCGGCUGCAUGCGGCCCCUGGGAGCGAUGGCAUCCCCAUCCUGCCAGGGAUGGUGUGUACCAGUGUUGUGGGGGAGCGGCCCCACUGUGAGGGCCUGUCUGGGGCACCGCUAGUACACGAGGUGAGGGGCACCUGGUUCCUGGCUGGGCUACACAGUUUUGGAGACUCCUGCCAAGGGCCUGCAAGGCCUGCGGUCUUUGCUGCCCUGCCUGCCUACGAGGACUGGGUCAGCAGUUUGGACUGGCAUGUCUACUUCGCUGAGCCGCCAGAGCCUGUGGUUGAGGCCGGAAGCUGCAUGGCUAACUCAAGCCAGCCAGCCAGAUGUUGACAGGUGACUGGAGAAAAAUGUUACUGCUGCACCCUCCCCCUUCCCUGGGCA